Molecule: messenger RNA, 912 nt
Organism: Orcinus orca (killer whale)
Lineage: Eukaryota; Metazoa; Chordata; Mammalia; Artiodactyla; Delphinidae
Product: putative POM121-like protein 1
Exons: 2
Coding region: 115-912 (265 amino acids)
Source: RefSeq, a predicted model, not a curated record
CCGAGUUGGCAGCUGAAGGAGAGUGCUCGGAGCCCAGCUCUCUAUCCAAGGACCGACCUCACCCAAGUUCUCUAGGGGCAGUUACUUAGGCGAGGCCAUCGGAAGAAGGCAGUGAUGGGUGCUCGCACCUCCACGACGUCCCGCAGCUCAGUGUCCGCAGUGGACACAGUCACUGUCAGUGUGGCACGGGGGCAGCCAGUGCCGGCCACGACACCCAGCUGUGUCCUGAACUACAGCACAGAGAAGACGGUGUUGAGGGCCCUGGGAGAGAGCGGGCAAGGGAUGGCCGAGCAGGAGGAAGUCCCCACAGUCACAGGGAGGAACGAAGACCAGAGAAGCGGCCCCGAUGACACCGGGGACGCACGAUCUGCAUUUAGGCCCCUGGGGGGCUCUUUCUUCGUGCCCAGGCCUGGACCUCUGCAGAGAGACCUCCACACCAAGAGGGCAGAAGACAGAUCCACCAGGAGACCGCAGACCACUUGUAUGAGCUCCUGCCCCCAAAGAAACGCCAUCACGAACUCAUAUAUCUCCACCCGAGGUUUCCUACCAGUGAAGAGAAGGAGGAGUCCCGCCAUACCGGAAGGGCUGCUCCAAAAGUCUGCAAAGAAAGGGAGCAAGGAGGGCCCUCCAUCGCCCUCUGCAGCUCCGGUGGUUUCCCAGAGGAAAAGCCAGCCUGACAAAGAUGCAGAGGCAACAAGAGGGCAGAAAGGGCCCUGGAGGAACGGCUCCUGCACAUCUGACAGUCCCAGGCCCCGAAAACGCAGGAUUCCUCUGCUGCCGCACCGGCAAGGGGAGCCUCUGAGGCUGCCCCCAGGCCCUGAGCUGGGUUUCCCUGUCGCCACUGAAGACCUAGACUCCGAGAAGGAAGCAGCGUUCUGGCGCAUCAACAGUGAGCUGCAGGGUGAGACCUAG